Durusdinium trenchii is the source of this 870-nucleotide messenger RNA. The record is from the annotation of a GenBank genome assembly. NCBI's taxonomy places the organism in Eukaryota, Dinophyceae, Suessiales, Symbiodiniaceae.
AUGCGCUUUCUCAGAGGUGAAUCAACCGAAGAUGACGAGCUGGUACUGGAAGGCAUCACAGAUUUGAAGCUUGGAUGUUGUCAGCAGAUGCUGGCGAACUUGCCAGGAACCCUCCAAAGCCUGGCCUUUGCUGAGGGCUUCAACCAAAGCUUGGAGCAUGUCAAGUUCCCGAAGAACCUCCAGCACCUGGCUUUUGGCAAAAUGUUCAGCAAGAGCUUGGACCAGACAGGGUUCCCAGAGAAUCUCCAGAGCUUGGUUUUGAGCGCAGAUUUUAAUCGGAGCCUGGAUCUGGUCAGUUUGCCAAACAAUCUUCAGAGCCUGACUUUUGGGUAUUUCUUCAACCAGAGCUUGCGGCGUGUGAGAUUGCCAAAUAGACUUCGGACCCUGACGUUUGGCGAUCAAUACAACCAGAGCUUGGCAAGAGUGAAGAUGCCAAACAGUCUCCAAAGCAUAACCUUUGGCAUGGCUUUUGACCAGAGAAUGCAGCACGUAGUUUUGCCAGACACUCUACACACCUUGAUUUUUGGCGCUCGAUUCGAUCAGCCCCUCGAGCACAUGCACUUGCCGAGCAGUCUCAAAUCCCUUGCCUUUGGUCUGUGCUUUGACCAGAGUCUGGAAGGGGUCAAUUUGCCCCAAAGUCUCGAGACCCUGACUUUCGGCUCUCUCUUUAACAAGAGCUUGGAAGGUGUCACAUUGCCGAACAGCCUCCAGAGUUUGACCUUUGGCGAAGAGUAUAACCAGAGCUUGAGACGAGUCAAGUGGCCAAAUAGUUUGCAGAGCUUGAGGUCCUGUCUCUUGGGGACAAGCUUAACACCAGCUUGGAAGGAGUCCACUUGCCGGGUAGUUUGCAAAGCCUUACGUUUGGUAUGA